Molecule: messenger RNA, 5456 nt
Organism: Aedes albopictus (Asian tiger mosquito)
Lineage: Eukaryota; Metazoa; Arthropoda; Insecta; Diptera; Culicidae
Product: serine/threonine-protein phosphatase 6 regulatory ankyrin repeat subunit B-like
Exons: 1
Coding region: 17-4348 (1443 amino acids)
Molecular function (GO): protein binding
Source: RefSeq, a predicted model, not a curated record
CAAAACCCCAAAGUACAUGAAAAAAUGGGACUGUAUUCAAAAAUGCCAUUUGCAGCAGUUUGAAAAAUCCAUUCUAUUGAAUUUUGUUGACGGCAAAGUUCUGUUUUCUCAUCAGUCUUAUGCUGAGUAUUUUGUUGCGACUUUUCUGUGGGAUGAUUUUACUAACUUGAAAAGCAUUAUUAAGAAUGUUUUGUUCUAUUUCAAGGGGAUAAGAAGAUUUUUCAUAAAAAUAAUUGAAAAAAAUUUCAAACUCUUCGUUCUUGGAAUUGCCCAAGAGAUGUCUUUUGUUUCUGAAGAUGUUGUUUUCUGGGCUUGUGAAAGUAAUGCCAUAGAGUUGUUGAAAUAUGUGCUUUCAAAGAUAUUUCUGUUUAGGCCAAGGGAGACCAAAAUGCUCCAUGUUGCCAUCGAAAGUGGCAGUGACAAAAUCUGUUCCUAUUUGAUCGAUGAAUGUAAAGUGCAUCCAGAUGUCAAGUAUGAUGACGGAAGAGCUUCUCUUCAUUCAGCCGUAAUAUAUGGACAUAGAAAUUUAGUUCAGUUGCUGCUACGUAAAGGAGCUGAUAUAAACAUUCGAAAUACAGAGGGAUGGUCAGCUCUGCAUUAUGCCGUUCAUCACAAACAAACUGCCAUUGCCAAACUUUUGAUCGAUAAAGGCAUUAACGUGAAUUCCCUAAACAAAAAUAAAUGGAGUGCGUUUCAUAUUUCCUGUAAUAAUGGUGAUGCUGAUAUGACAAACAUGUUAAUACAGAGAGAUGCACAGCUGGAUAUACAGACAAACGAAGGAAAAACUGCUCUUCAUUUAGCUGCGGCAAGAGGACACACAGAAGUUAUAAUCAUUCUGAUUGAAAAUUUGAUCAAACACAAUCCCUUGAGCAGUGUGAUCGACAUUCCAUUUCAGAUAGCUGUUAGUUACGGUCACAAUUCUGUAAGAGAAAUGCUAAUCAGCAAAUUUCCCGAACUAAAUGACAUUGCAGCCGAUGUCGACGAUCCUCUAAUCCACAUUGCAGCUAAGGGAGGAAUUGUUCAAAAUGUCAAAAGAUUGAUAAACGAUGGCGCCAAUGUUGAUGCAAUGAAUAAAACAGGGCAUACAGCUUUGCACCUUAGUGCAUCUGCAGGUCACCGCCAUGUUGUUGAGUUGUUGCUUGAUAAAGGUGCUAUGGUGAAUGCAGUUGAUAUGGAUAAAUGGACACCGCUUCAUUGGGCCUGCCAGUGUGGUCAUAAAGAUGUUGUGGAUACAUUACUUAGAAGAGGUGCCAAUAUUGACGCAUUGACUCACAAUAAAAUGACAGCACUUCAUAAAAGCGUUUCCAUAGGACACUGCGUUAUUGUGGAUUUACUGCUCAAGAAAGGUGCAAACAUAGACGCUGUUUGUGAACAUGAUAUGACGUCACUGCACUUGGCGUGUCAGAAUGGUCAUAGAGACGUUGUGGAGACAUUGCUCAGAAGAGGUGCCAAUAUUGACGCAGUGACUCACAGUAAAUGGACAGCUCUCCAUGUAAGUUCUUCCAAAGGUCACUGCGUUAUUGUCGAUUUACUGCUUGAUAAGGGUGCAGAAGUCAACGCUGUUGAAAUAGAUAAAUGGACACCGCUUCAUUGGGCGUGCCAAAAUGGUCACAAAGAUGUAGUAAAGACUUUGAUUAAAAAAGGUGCUAACAUUGACGCAUUGAGUCGUGCGAAAUGGACAGCUCUCCAUGUAAGUGCUUCCGAAGGUCACUGCGAUAUUGUAAGUUUACUGCUUGAUAAAGGUGCAAACGUGAAUGCUGAUGUAAUCAGUAAAUGGACGCCCCUUCAUUGGGCAUGCCAGAAUGGUCAUAGAGAUGUUGUGGAGGUAUUGCUAAGAAAAGGUGCCAAUAUUGACGCACUGACUCACAGUAAAUGGACAGCUCUUCAUGUAAGUGCUUCCAAAGGACACUGUGACAUUGUCGUUUUACUGGUAGAGAAAGGUGCAAAUGUAAAUGCUGUUGACGAAGAUAAUGUAACGCCACUUUAUUUGGCUUGCCAGAAUGGCCACAGAGAUGUAGUUAAGGCAUUGAUCAAUAAAGAUGCCAGUAUUAAAGAAAUGUUCCAUAAUACAUUUAUAGGUUUUCCGAGAAAUGAUUCCAAGCGAAACUACGUCAAUAUACAGUUACUGUUUGGUAUAGGUGCAAAUAAAAAGGAUCUUGAACUAGAUAAACGGAAACCGCUUCAUUCGGCAUGUAAGAAUGGCAAUAAAGAGGUUGAGGAGGCAUUGAUCAAAAGAGAAGUCAAUAUUGAAACAUUGACUAACAGUAAAAGGACAGCUCUUCAUGUAAGUGCUUCCAAAGGUCACUGCGAUAUUGUAGAUUUACUACUUGAUAGUGGUGCGAACGUAAACGCAUUUGAUAUAGCAAAAUGGACACCGCUUCAUUUGGCCUGUCAGAAUGGUCAUAAAGAAGUUGUGAAGAUAUUGCUGAGAAGAAGUGCCAUUAUUGACGCACGGACUCACUGUAAAAAGACAGCUCUCCAUGUAAGUGCUUCCAAAGGUCACUACGAUAUUGUGGUUUUUCUGGUAGAGAAAGGUGCUAAAAUAAAUGCUAUUGAUGAAGAUAAUGUGACGCCUCUUUAUAUAGCAUGCCAGAGUGAUUACAAAGAUGUAGUGAAGACAUUAAUUGAAAAAGGUGCCAGUGUUAACGAAAUGUCUCACAAUAAAUUUACUGCUCUUCAUCAAAACGAUUCCAAGCGUAAUUGCGUCAAUUUAGAUAUACUUCUUGGCAAAGGUGCAAAUAUGACGUCUAUUGAAAUAGAUAAAUGGACACCGCUUCAUUGGGCAUGUCAGAAAGGCCAUACAGAUGUAGUGGAGAUAUUAAUCGAAAGAAGAGCAAACAUUGAAGCAUUGACUGGCUACAACUGGGCACCUAUUCAUCUAAGUGCUUCCAAUGGUCACUGCGCAAUUGUGGAUUUACUACUUGAUAACGGUGCACACGUCAACGCUGUUGAUACAGAACAAUGGACACCGCUUCAUUUGGCCUGUCAGAACGGUCAUAAAGAAGUUGUGAAGAUAGAUAUUGUAGAUUAUUUAAUCGAUAAAGGUGCAAACGUUAACGCCUUUGAUAAUGAAAAAAGGACCCCGCUUCAUUGUGCAUGUCAAAAUGGUCAUAAGGAAGUUGUGGAGAUAUUGAUCAAAAGAGAUGCCAAUAUUGACGCAUUGACUCAAAAUAAAAGGACAGCUCUUCAUGUAAGUGCUUCCAAAGGCCAUUGCGAUAUUGUAGAUAUGCUGCUUGAUAAUGGUGCGAACAUUAACGCUUUUGAUAUAGAAAAAUGUUCACCGCUACAUUUGGCAUGUCAGAAUGCUCAUAAAAAAGUGGUGGAGACAUUGCUAAGAAGGCGUGCCAAUAUUGAAGCACUGACUUACAGUAAAUCGACUGCUCUCCAUGUAAGUGCUUCCAAAGGAUACUGCGAAAUAGUUGUUUUUCUGAUCGAGAAAGGUGCUGAAAUAAAUGCCGUUGAUGAACAUAAUGUCACGCCACUUUAUAUGGCAUGCCAGAACGGCCACAAAGAUGUAGUGAAGACAUUGAUUGAAAAAGGUGCCAAUAUUGACGAAAUGUGUCACAAUAAACUUACUUCUCUUCAUAGAAGCGAUUCCAAGCGUAAUUGCGUAAACUUAGAUUUACUUCUAGGUCAAGGUGCAAAUAUGAAGUCUAUUGAAAUAGAUAACUGUACACCGCUUCAUUGGGCGUGCCGAAAAGGCCAUGAAGAUAUUGUAGAGAUAUUGAUGGCGAGAGGAGCUAAUAUUGAAGCAUUGACUGACUAUAAAUGGGCGGCUCUUCAUCUAAGUGCUGCCAAUGGUCACUGUGGUAUUGUAGAUUUACUACUUGAUAAGGGUGCAAACGUCAACGCUGUUGAUGUAGAAAAGUGGACACCUCAUCAUUUAGCAUGUCAAAAUGGCCAUAAAGAAGUUGUGGAGGUUUUGAUCAGAAGAGGUGCCAAAAUUAACGCAUUGACUAACAGAAAACGUACAGCUCUGCAUAUAAGUGCUUCCAAAGGUUACUACGAUAUUGUUGUUUUUCUGCUAGAGAAAGGUGCAAAGGUAAAUGCUAGAGAUGAAGAUAAACUUACGCCACUUCAUUUAGCAUGCCGAAAUGGUCACAAAGAUGUAGUGGAGACUUUGAUUCGAAGAGGUGCUAGCAUUGAAGCACUGAGUAACGAUAACUGUACAGCUCUCCACGUAAGUGCAGCCAAAGGUCAUUGCGAUAUUGUGGAUUUAUUACUUGAUAACGGGGCCAAUAUUAAUGCUGUUGAUAAAUAUGGACGCACGCCAUACAGUUUGGCAUUUAAGAACGGACACGUAGUUACAGUAGAGACCUUAUCUAAACAUGGCGAAAUGUGCGGCUAAAUGGGUAUUUUUCCUUACCAACUUGAUAUUUGCGGGGUGGGAACAAAAGUUUGCGUUAUAAGUCAUUCUACGAGACGUUUCCGAACAGCUGAUCGCAGAAGCGGCGUCAACUGACAGAAGUCCACGAACGUUUGUUUUGCUGGAAUAUCGUGUAAUUUUCGAAAAGGUACUAGCUCAAAAAAUUAAAGAUAAGAGAAAUUUGCGCAAAAAAAGGCUCAAAAGCAAUCGAAGAAGCAAUACAAAACUCAAUAAUUUAUCAGGUAUUUUUUUCGUUGCGAUUGACUCGUUUAGAGCUGAAAAGAAUUUCGAUAAAAAUUUCUCAUAUUUUUUUAGCCAGUUUGAAAAAUUACACUUGGCUUGCGCGCAGUCCUUAACCAUCAUCAACCGGAUGAUGAUUGAAAACGUAAGCAUUACCCGAGCAGGAACGAAUAACUGACACAUAACCCAUGUAACAAUUCCAUUGCUGAUUGGUUUUGUUUGGUUUUUAUGUGGCUGUCCAUAAACCACGUGGUCAUUUUUUUGGGACUUCUCAAACCCCCCCACAGUGGUUGAAAUCGCGAAAAACACGAUCGUGGCCAUUUUGAGUGUGAUAAUGUGAAAAUAAUAUAAUGUGAUGUUCUGCAAAGUUGUUACAUAUUUUAAGGAGCAACUUUUAAUAACUUUUGAUUUUUGAUAAAUUUACCCAAAAGUUAGAUGAAAAAUCUAUUUUCUACAAAAGCAAAGAAAACUAAAUGGUGUCUUCGGCAAAGUUGUAGAUAAUAUCAUGCAAAAAAAUAUUGCCGAAGAGACUUUUGCUCUAUCUUUUGAAAUGAGCGAUAUAUAAUAAAUUUAGUAUAAAAACCCCUUAAAACCUUGAAAAGCCACUAAAUGCUUUAUAUCUCUUUUGGAUUAGGUUUUCGAGGCUUCCGAUGUUCUGAAGAUUUUUUCAUUAUGUUAUUGUGCAUCUUUUUUCUUAAGACAGUGUUGCCAUAUUUUCAUUGUUUCUAUGUGAUUUUUUAUUUUUCCUAUAAAAAAUGACUGUUUUUAAUAAUGAGAUAUCUCGAAAAGUUGCAAAAAGUUGCAAAAAAUUCAAAGCAUUUUCGCGAUUUCAACCACUGUGCCCCCCCCC